Molecule: messenger RNA, 1678 nt
Organism: Chlamydomonas reinhardtii
Lineage: Eukaryota; Viridiplantae; Chlorophyta; Chlorophyceae; Chlamydomonadales; Chlamydomonadaceae
Exons: 6
Coding region: 106-1224 (372 amino acids)
Source: RefSeq, a predicted model, not a curated record
AGUCAUUCAGCCCCGACGUCUUGGAUAUGUCAAGAGACUAGUGUAACCGCCUUUGUAAUCUGUUAUUACGCUGAGCGAGACACGAGCGGCAGCACGGGGGCCGACAUGGACUCAGACUCGUGUACACGGCGCUCUAUAGAUGCCACGAACCCCUUAAUUGUUCCUGGUGUGAGUGGAAAUAAAGCAUUUGCUGCUUUGGAGUUCCAAGCGGUUCGUGUACGCGAGAAGAAGGGGACGUUCAUCCCGGCCAUCCACCAUAAUGAUAUCCUCACAUCAGCGGUGGACCAUCACUACCGGAAUAUGUCCCACCUGAGCGCGUCCAGCAUUCCGAAAGCGCGGUCUGAGGCGAGAUCUGAAGUGCGCGUGAUGAGCGCACCCAAACACGAGGAAGUGGAGGAGUUCGUCAGCGACAGCGAGGAAGACGACGAGGAGGACGACGGCGGCGUUCACGUUGCAGGCUCCUUUGUAAGGGGCGUGGGCAUCGCCGACGGCAGCCAGUUGUCCCCUAGGCAGGCGCGCACGCCGGUGCUGAAGAAGGCGGUGUCGUCCUCCGUGUUGGACACGUCGGAGGGCAUCCGCGCCGCCUCUCGCCUGGGCGGCGGGGUAGGCGGCAGCUCCCGCAAGGGCAUCCCCGCAGCCGCCGUCAUGCAGGAGAUGGACCCGGUGGCCAUGCUGAAACGCAUGCGCUCGGAGCAGUCCUCGCGGUCGAUACACAUGCUGGCGCAGGAGCGCCACCCCUGCAUGAACGUGCUCAAGGGUCCGGGUCACCAGGUGACGGUGGAAGACGUGACGGACGACGACGCCGGCCUGGCGGCACCGCGCAGCAUGCUGCAGAGCCUGCGCGCAAAGUCCUUCCUGGCCAGGCCAAAUGUGGGCUGCGGCGCUGCGGAUGACUUGCUCGCUCAAAUCCGCGGAUCCGGCUGGCAGUCAGCGUCCCUUCCAACGGCGUCAGCCAUUCGGCCUGACGGGACCAAUGGCGGCAGCACUAACGGAGGUGCCAGCGGCUCCCGCCAGCUGGUUGCCGGCAGCUCCAAGAGCUUCAGCGCAGCAGGCCGUAAAGGCACCGCUCUGCCGGGCGUUAGUGUGGACUCCACGCCACGCCUGGGUUCCGGGGAGGGCGCCCGCAGCGCCGAUCCGAACAGCAGCAGCAGCGGCGCACAGGCCCCGGGUCCACACAGUGGGGGUUUGUUUAACAAGCUGAAGAGCAUGAUCAAGCGCGGGUGAUAAAGUGUAAUGGGCAGUUGAGAGUGUUGAAAGAGCGCUAUUCAUAUUAUAUGCUUUGACUCACUUCGCCUUUGACUUGAAGUUGAAUAAUUGUACCGCGGUGCAUGGGGUGGCUCGUGGGGGUGGGUGUCCAGGGGAGUUGCGACUGGCACUUGGCCUUGGUUCUGUCUCCUUUUCGGGCGUAUACUGACUUCUGCAUUGGUAGCGCAGGGUCGAUGCAUGGAAAUGAUAUUAUUCUGUAUCUUUCGAAGGGAGCCGCAGGCCGCGCUACAGCGUCGCUGCAAUGACGCGGCACAGGGAUGCCCCUGGCGCAGGACUCGGCCUUGGAUUGUGCGGGCAGGCGACAACGUGAGCCUAACAGGAUACGGCAGCAGUCAUUGGAUGCGGUUGCCGAGGAGGCACAACAUAUGUUUACGUGUGCGGCGCCAGAAGCGGGGCCGAUUCCUUAUGAGCA